This is a messenger RNA of Protopterus annectens (West African lungfish), 2792 nucleotides long. RefSeq names its product interleukin-6 receptor subunit beta-like. NCBI's taxonomy places the organism in Eukaryota, Metazoa, Chordata, Ceratodontiformes, Protopteridae. Gene Ontology annotation, molecular function: protein binding; cytokine receptor activity. The transcript has 15 exons. The coding region runs from base 274 to 2616 and encodes 780 amino acids. Gene Ontology annotation, cellular component: external side of plasma membrane; membrane. Gene Ontology annotation, biological process: cytokine-mediated signaling pathway. The record is from RefSeq and is a predicted model, not a curated record.
UGGAAUAACAAGUUCACUUAGUCGAGUGGAGUGUAGAUUUUGGCUUCAUGUGGAUACCUGUAUAAAGAAUACACCUCGAGUUAUACUCAAAUGGUCUUAAAGGGGUUAGUGCGCAUUGCGGGAUAGCUUCUCUGCUGGCUUUCUCUUGCCUUCAAACACAGGGCUUCUUUUACUACCCAAGGCAGUAAAACGGUGGAAAACAGCUUACAUAAAACAGUUAGUUGUACUAACUGAACCGUGGCAUGGUGUUCGAAGCUGCAGAGCCAUGGGAAAAUGAAUGUGUUGAUCACCUUUGCGUUUCUUGUGUGUUUCAAGGCUGAGAAAUCUUUUGAAAGGAACGUGCAUAGCAGCUGCACGAAGCUUCCAGGGAAUCCCUGGGAUCUGAGAUGUUUUGUCACACGACCACGAUUGGAUUUAACAUGUAUAUGGAAAAAAGAAUCUACUCUCCCCACAAUGAAUUAUACAUUAACUGCUGCAUGGAAAAACAGAAAAAGUCAUAGAGUCAGUACUACUAACACAAGCAUCACAAUUAUUAGACGUCAGCUUUAUUUUAAAGAGGAAGUAGCUGUCGGUUUACAUGCAAACACCACUGCAGACAAAAGCUGCUUGGAAACAGAAGAGAUUACUUUUUUUCCUAAUUAUGCAGUGAAAUGUGAUUCACCUUCAAAAAUAAAGUCUGAAAGAUCAUCAGGAGGGCUGUCAAUAUGGUGCGAAAGUACUGAACCUGUGGAUUAUGAGUUAAAGUACAAAGAAAUAAUUUCAGAGUGUGAAGUCAGUCAAGAUGAAUCUUGCAAAUGGAAAAUGGAGCAUCACAAGGGCAAUAAAAGGUGUCAUAUGACCGUAGAAGGACUAAAUCCAGCUUCAUCAUACCUGGUUCAGCUUCGUUGCAUUCCUGAUAAUACAUCAUGUUUUGUCUGCCACUGGUCAGAUGAGAUCAUCAUUCAUCCUGAAUUACGUGAUGCACCCAAAGUCAGCUACUCCAUUAACACACUGGAUCCAGGAAAGAGAAGUAUUUUCAUACAGGUUGCACAAGAAAAGCAUGCUGAUGGAUGGAAUGCCACUGUGUUAAGACUGCCAAAGGUAGAGGGAGUAAACCCUAAGAUGGAAUAUGAAAUAAAUCACUCAGAAUUGUAUCUUGUUCUCUCAGAAGCUGCUUUUUUAAUCAGCAUUUAUGCCUACAACAAAGAAGGAAGGUCUCCAAGUGCCAAUAUUACAAUACCUGCUCUGCAUCAAAAAGGUUCACAAAAACAGCUAGAUGUACAGUCAUUAAAAGAUAGAAUCAUCAUUUCCUGGAAUCCAAGUGGGCACAAGUCAUUCUGCUGCUAUAUAAUUGACUGGGGUCCAGUCACUGGAGAAGAUGUUUAUGAUAUGAAGACGGCAAAACUAUCUACAAACUGUUACAACUAUACACUGGAAGGUACUUUUCUGGCUGGCCAGCGGUACAGAGUUAUGCUGCAUGAGAGAGCUCCUUGCAACCAGUUGAAAUUAAAUGACACGGAAUGGACCUACUUAACCAGUGAUGUGUAUGCUGAAGAACAAGUCCCCAGAGUUUCACCAUUGAAUGUCUCAGUUCACCAUGUUAUGAAACAUACAGCUGUUGUAGAAUGGAUGGAGAUACCACAAGAUGACCGCCAAGGUUUUCUUAAGGGUUAUAAGAUUUACUAUACAAAUAGUCUCACCAAUGUUACUGAAGAUUUUACUGUGGACCAUACUGUAAGGAAGCAUCAGCUUACAGGACUCGGAAGAAACACAGCUUACAUCAUUGAAAUUGCUGGCAUCACAAAAGCAGGAGCUGGAGUUAGGAGCCUGCCAAUAUUCCUGACUACACUGGAAUAUGCUACUGGUGAACUGGAGGGCAUCAUCGCUGGAGUGUGCUUUGGCAUCGUCUUUGUGGUGGUUGUCAUUGGCAGAGGAUUUUCCUUCUUGUAUAAGAGGACAAAGAAGGUCUUUUGGCCAAACAUCCCUAACCCUGGAAACAGCAACGCCAUUCAAGCAAUUAAAAUAACAGCAGUUGUGGAUAAUAUGGAAACCCUUCCAAAUUCUUUGUAUAAGGAAGACUAUAGUCAUGAUUCGCUUACCUUUCAUGUCAUUGAAGAUGAUUCAAAGGAUCUUACAAAAAUGGAAAGUGUCAACUUAAUGAACAAAGAAAGCAAAUGCAGUCAAGAAGAUAGUGAGAUGACUGAUUGUGGUAAUAACCUAGAAACCAGGGAAGAAAUACCUGCAACUAUAAAAGACCUUGACAGUAUAUUGCACACCAAGACAGAUCCUCCACCUGUGAGUGACUAUACAACAAUGGAAUUUAUUCAGAAGGUGAUGCCAAGCAUUCUCAUGAGGAGACCUAAUGUUUCUCAGUCUGACACUGAAAACGAAAGUAGCCUUUAUCACAGCAGUCAGGACCCACUUAAUGAUCUCUUAUUGAAAGAUUACAUAAAACAAGCACAACUAGUGAACAUUGUGCCAGAGCUGAGCAAAACAUAUUUUCCACAGGGCUCAUUGAGACUAACUUCACCAAGACACCAUGCUACAUUGGACAGCAUGAACAAUUUACCAGAUCAGGCAAUGUCUGAUGCAGCUUUUGUGGACUCCAUAGAAGAAAAAGAAGUAUUAUUAUGCUAAUUGUCUGAUAUGUAUGGCAUCUAGAGGUUGAUAUGUUGUUUAUGCCAUUUAGAUUGUUACUAUCACAAUCAAAACCAUGCUGCUUAAAGGAGUUGUGGUGCUUUCUUGCAUAUAUUUGUAAAUUGUAUGUACACUAUGUUCAUAUUCUACUUAAUAAAAUAGAAAAAUGUCACAGA